AUGAACGAUACAAUAUGUUCCCCUCAAGACAACAACGACCCAUUGAUAUCUGGAAAUUCUGGUCUGCUACCAUAUUAUCAUCAUCAGGAUCCCAUGAUAAUACAGAUACCCUAUUAUUUCGAACAUAAUAAUGUCAAUAAUAACAAUCCGUUAUACGAGGUUAUUCCUCGUGAUAAUUUGAUCCAAAAUAAUCAGAAUCCUUAUAUGUCUCAAGAAUUACAAAACAAUAAUAUGUUAUCACAAUGUAAUUCGGAAAUAAUUGAUUUCGAACAAAGUGCUCAGAAUGAUAACGCUUGCCCUCAGUACGAAAACGAGUGGCAAAUGUCUAAUAAUACAACCGAGGUAUAUCCUAAUAAUGAUAUAGCGUAUCCACAUAUGUAUAGUUCGGUUUUGGAAGGCCCGUUCCCAACUUCAAACCUCAUGACGAUGGAGGAGACUUUAUACACACCUCCAUACCCUCUGAUAUCAUUCAACGAUGCACAAAAUUUUAAUUAUACGUUUAGUUCGACUCAACCACACACCUAUGCACCAGUUCCCCCUCCUUUGUACGAGGAUUAUCAAUCAUGCGUCACAAUAAAUGAUGAUUCUCCUUUAAAUUCUCCAAGCUCUCUCUGUAAUCAAAAGUCCCCUGUAUAUACAAAAUGGACCGAAGAGGAAGAUGAACGCUUGCGAAAUGCAAUAAACAUAUAUGGACCUCACAAAUGGUCUCUGAUUGCUGCUCACGUACCAAAUCGAACUCCGAUGCAGUGCUCGACAAGGUGGUUAGGCGCUUUGAAUCCAACCAUUCACAAAGGACGUUGGACACCCGAGGAAGACGCGGCAUUAAAAGAAGCGGUUAGCGAAUACGUUGACCUUCUUGAUUCAGACGGCCAUCCACAGCCGAUCCCUUGGAACAAAAUUGCCUCACAUAUUCCUCACAGAACCGGAAUUCAGUGUCAAGCUCGUUGGUCAGAAGCAUUAGAUCCAAAUGUAAGAAAAGGUAAAUGGUCACCUGAUGAGGAUGAAGUAUUGAAAGGUGGUGUAAGUAGAUAUGGUAGAUGCUGGAUACGUAUUGCUGAGUUAAUUGAGGGACGAACUCAGAGGCAAUGUCGAACGAGAUGGGUGCAGAUCAGAAACAAGCAGUUAAAACUUGAACGAGACACUAUUGCCGCCAAAAAUGUUUCUGCGUCAAGCACGGUGUCGGUUGAAAACGACGAAGACAUGGCAAUGUUGACCCCGCCACAUACGACACCAUCCACACCGAUGAAUCAUACACCGGUCAUGCCAGUUAUAUUGCUUGGUGCCGCGUCAAAUAUGAACCCAAUCAAUGCUGCACAUCAUCAAGAACCACAAGCGAUGAACCCACAAAGUCCCACUUUGUCUCCGCCCACGUUACCCGAAAAUUCUUACACGACUUUGGAAAAUAUUCCUUCGUCCGUUGAUUUCGAGCAAGAAAACCUUCAUUAUAAAAUGUCGAAUAACGACAUAUUUAAUUUUAGACAUUAUUAA
Funneliformis mosseae is the source of this 1488-nucleotide messenger RNA. The record is from the annotation of a GenBank genome assembly. Lineage: Eukaryota; Fungi; Glomeromycota; Glomeromycetes; Glomerales; Glomeraceae.